This is a messenger RNA of Sesamum indicum (sesame), 1125 nucleotides long. RefSeq lists its product as uncharacterized. NCBI's taxonomy places the organism in Eukaryota, Viridiplantae, Streptophyta, Magnoliopsida, Lamiales, Pedaliaceae. The record is from RefSeq and is a predicted model, not a curated record.
AUGGCAGCAUUCGAGUUGGUGAUGAACUUAUAUGGACAGUCUGGUCCAAUUAUGGCUAAAUUAUUCGUAACCACUCUUGCAGGUAAAGCGCAGGAAUGGUUCACUAGCCUCCCAAGUGGAAGCAUAGAAACUUACGAGCAAUUGACGCAAAAAUUCAGCUUUCAUUUUGCGAGCAAGAGGAAGCAAAAAAGGUCAGCUACUCAUUUAUUUACCAUCCGUCAAGGAGAGAGCGAGCCGCUUAAGAAAUUUAUGGGUACAUUUAACAAUGAAACGCUGGAGGUCCAAGACCUGAGAAUAGACAUGAUGGUAAGCAUAUUGAUUCAUGGAUUAAAGAAAGGACCAUUAGCGUCGGCGUUAGCGCGCAACCCGCCCACAGAUGUAGAGCAGUUGAUGGCUAUGGCACAAAAAUACAUAGAUGAAGAGGAAAUGAAUGCGAUGAAAGACGGGGAAUGGAGAACCAGACUCCAAGAUCGAGGUUUUUCAAGAACGAGGGAGCGCAAAGAGGGCGGUAGUAGUAAACCAGAUAAAGGGAAGGAACCACUUUAUAAGCCGAAGUUCCACAAUUACACUCCGCUGGGAAUGACUCGAUCUAAAGCAUUAAUGUUGGUGGAGAACGCGGAUGUGUUAAAGUGGCCUCGUCAUACCAGUUAUACACCUUCUAAAAAAUUCUCUAACAAGUAUUGCAGGUUUUAUUGGGAGAAAGGUCACGACACGGAAGAUUGUUUCCAAUUGAAGGAUGAAAUCGAAAGGCUGGUCAGGCAGGGAUACUUCAGGGAUUAUGUUACAAAUGAAAGCAAGGCCAAGCAUAAUGAGCAAAGGAGCCGGUCAAGGAGUAGGGAUCGCUAUCCAAAUAACCCGCGAACAGAUGCGCUCGCUAACAGGGAUAAUGCCCCUGUGAAAGGAGUAAUAAAUACGAUAGCCGGGGGACCAAGUGCAAGGGAUUCCAAAAGGAAGAGAAAGCAAUGCGAGAGAGCAAGUUACUCGGGUCGAGGUCGCGAGUUUGUCCUGAAUGUGUGCGAGGAGGAAGAGAUAUCAUUCAACAGCAAGGAUAGGCCCCAUGAGGUGGAUCAGCAGAAUGACCCUAUGGUCAUAAAAAAUGGAUGUCGCAAAUUUCACAGUACAUAA